GUUUCUGCGGUCCAUUGCUACGCGGUGUGCUCGCAUAAAUAUAUAAACAGAGAAAUAGGUCAGCCCACAGCUUACUGCUCUGUUCCAUUCCCGGUUUCUCCUAUCCCUACGUUUCGUUCGUUCAUUCGUUCGUUCGUACGUUCGUACGUGUGUGCCUGCACACUCGCCUCCUAGAUCAUUCAAAUCGAAAUGCCCAAAUCCUCAUCAUCAAUAGAAUCUUCCAUCCCCCCCCUAACACCCCACUAUGCUCCCGACACAUCUUCCGCAGAACAACCAGAAUCCCCAUCCACAACCUCCCUUAUAAACUCGCUAAACCUACAAAAACACAUCGAAGGCGGCUACUUCGCUGAAAUCGACCGCAACCCCCUCAUCAUCCCAAAUCCCUUCCUCUUGUCCUCCCCCCCUAAUCAAUUAUGGACCCCCACGCCCCCUGACUCCGACGACAUCGCCCCAGGAAGAACAACACUAGUCCCGAGAUCCGGGGAUGAUUUGAUGAGGAAUGCAUCGACGUCCAUUUUCUACCUCCUCACCCCACGGUCUCCGUUAGGUGCCUUUCACAGGAAUAAGGGGAGGACGGUGCAUACGUUGAUUAAAGGGCGUGGGAGGUAUGUUUUAAUUCAUGCCGAUGAGAUGGAUGUUAAGGGGGAGGUGGAGGGGAAGAAGAGAGUUGAGACGUUUGUUGUGGGUCAUAAUGUUGAGAGGGGAGAGAGGGCCUGUUGGGUCGUGGAGGGUGGGAAAUAUAAGGGAACGUUUUUGAUGUUGGGGGAGAAAGAUGGAGGAGAGGGGGAGGGAUUAUUGAUUAGUGAGACUGUGAUUCCAGGCUUUGAAUACUCGGAUCAUGAUUUCUUGACACUAGAAAGAUUUAGAGAGUUGGUAACUGAGGAGCAAGCGAUCGAGUUGGAGUGGAUGGUUAGGAAGGGCCCGCCGCCGGAGGAGAGUGAAUUGCUAUAGCUGCACUUAGUAGCCCGUAGGCUUAAAAAGCGACACCAUAGAAGCAACAUUUUUCCCUUUCCCAAUAUCUUGGGUAUGUACACCACAACUUAUUCGAACCUACUGUGGGAAUUUGGUAGAAUAGAUUUAAUCAGUACCCCGA
Messenger RNA from Lindgomyces ingoldianus, 1093 nucleotides. RefSeq lists its product as uncharacterized. The coding region runs from base 190 to 951 and encodes 253 amino acids. Gene Ontology annotation, cellular component: intracellular anatomical structure. The record is from RefSeq and is a predicted model, not a curated record. The transcript has 2 exons. NCBI's taxonomy places the organism in Eukaryota, Fungi, Ascomycota, Dothideomycetes, Pleosporales, Lindgomycetaceae.